CGAAGGCUUCAACAAAACAAGGACACGCUUGAACGAAGGAUGCGAGUCGCAAGUUGGUUAAAUUUUUUGUUUCCGUCGGUACGAUGCGCAAGGUUUUGCCAAUUUUGAGUCGGUUUAAAGAAGGAAUAGCAGCAAUGGUCAUACGUGCCGCCUGUUUUGGGGCCGACUCGGACGCAAUUAUCGGCACACGAGCAUGAUCAAAUUCAGCGCGCUCAACUCCAACGACAGUUCCACACCGGAAGACGGAGAUGUGGUGUCUGUGGUCACCAGGGAGGCGCAAGAAGAGGAAGCCUUCGGACUGUACCGCAAGGCCCUCGGGCAAGUGCAGCAAGAGAACUUCAGCGAAGCCCUUGCCACCUUCAAGGAACUCCUGUUGCUUCCGUUCGUCCACAAAGCCAGCUCCGACGACGGUAAGGGUCCGCUUUCGCCCGCGCUCUCGCUCAAGUACGUCGCCCUCAAAAACCUCGGCUCCAUCCAACUCCAGUUGGGCGACGCUCGGAGCGCGGUCGAAGCGUACCUGGACGCCGUCGAGAUUGACUCGAGUGACGUCACCGUCUGGUUCAAGAUGGGGAAGCUGGCCCUGACGCUACACCUGUAUCCUCUUGCUAGGAUCUCUUUCGAAGAAGGCCUUAAGUGUAGUCCCAAACAUUGGCUCUGCCUGAAUAACCUGAUGACAGUUUUGUAUGCUCUCAACGACUACCAGACGUGCUUGCAUUACAUCGCAAGGGCGUUGAAGCUCGACCCAGGCUACACAAAAGCCCUUGCACUGAGAGAUGCCAUCUAUAAAGAGCACCCCGCCCUCUCAAACAAUGAGUUCUUCGGGGACUGUGAUCCAUCCGUCUUCACGUGUGCUGCCACGGAAGCGGAGGCGGCGGAAGUGGUCAAGGAAGCGCUCGCCCUGAGGGAAAAAAGGAGGGAGCUUUACACCCCGGGAAAACUGGCCGUCCUACCUCUGCGUAAAAAGAUGAGGGAGUUCACCUGGGCAGAGCUGGGACAAGCGCUGCUUGACUUGUAUGAGUAUAUUGCAGCCGUUAGGGAGGACGGUCAAGUAUCACUAGCUUGCAGGGUUGAUCUUUGUAAAAGCGACGCAGAGGGGAAGGGUUUGCUGGGGGCCAUGGACGUUGUUAAGAAGGAGUCGCCGACUGACAGUCUGCAGCAGACCAGCGGUGGGAAUUCCACGGGCGACUUGGUGAUCUGCAUCAAUCCACCGAGCGAUCCGACGUCACAAGGGGAGACGGAAAUGCCUCAAACGGAACAGAACAAUCCUGGAACACUGCAGCCGAUGGAGUUAGGCGGACUGGCCGAACAGCUGACGGUCAUCACGCGGGAGCCAGCCACACCCGAGGAGAUUGGCAUACCACGAAACGCAAUGCCUGGGAGCAGACGGGGUGGGAAGCGAAAGAGGCUUUCCCUGGAAUACCUCGAUCCGUCGCUGAAGCGGAGGUCGGCGAGGGUUCGUAACACGCUCCGGAAGACACAAGAAAGUGUCAAUUACCAAGAGCUCCUGACUCCCUUUCUUCCAUCAAGCCUGAUGAGCGAUGGUAAAGACGACAGGGAGGACAGCAUACCAAACUGCUCGGACUUGAACAGUGACCACACCUACGGGAUGACUCCCAACAACAGCCUCCAGGAUGACAGCACUAAAGUUGUCUGCGACAGCGACACCAUUGAGAAGAUGGAGUCUGAAUCGGUGCAGAAGUUCAUCAGCGACCAUAAGGACAAAUUUGACUUGAUGGACCUAAUGUACAACUACCUUCACGAACUUAGCAUUCGAAAUCACCUCCUCUGGCCCACAACCCUUCGUUCUAUCUUCGUUCGCGUUUACGAGAACCUGCGGUCACACAUCCAGAGGCCCUCCAUUUUUGCAGAAGAGGACGAGGCCGAGAGCAUCCGUCGGCACGGCUUGUCCACAUUAGUUUAUUGCGAGCUGGUAAUGGACAAAAUUGUCGUAGUAAAGGCACAGGCAUCCCCAUCUAUCUCACCGCGGAGCCCCGGGAAUCAACUCGGACCAGACUUCCCGAGCACCCAGUUUGCAGCAGACUUGGAGUUCCUGGGACAGAUGUCAGUCCGCCAGGGUGUUUUUAAGGAGCUGUGGCUUUCGUUCGCUUUGCGGUCCUUCUGGGCGGAAGCCCGCUUCCAAAUGCUCAGUGGUGAGACUGAGUCUGCAGUGCAGACACUGGAGGACAUCCUCAGGUAUAUCGACCAAGAGAGCAAGCCCAACAGGGGCCCCAUCAAGGUCCAGAUCAUCAACUGCAAGAUGAACCACACCAUUACUCGAGAGAUAGUUCAGGAACAGUUGGAGUCCCUGCAGAGGUGCCAAUCUCUCGAGGAGGUUCAUCGACUCUUUGAACAGGGCCGGUUUCAAGCAGUGGCAGACCUUUUGAUCCAGACAUUCAAAAAGCCGGCGUCGAGGGGACGCAAACUGCACGCCAAGGCAAACAUUCCUGAACGUCACGCCCAGCUGAUCCUCCUUCAGGAGUCGCUUUGGAACCUGAAGAACUACCAGAGCUGCCUGAAGUGGGGAGAGGCUUCGCUGAACGAAGCACUAAGCGAAUUUCUGUCUGCGGCGACCGCGGGGCUCAAGUUUGACUGGUCUAAUACAAUUGUGAUUGUGCUCUCAGACAUUCACCGUUGCAUCAAGCAAGAAAAGGGUUUAUUGGGUUGUUUAGACAGCACCAAGCUUACAAGGAUGGCCCAUAACAUCAUCAAGCUUAUCAAUGUCCAGAUGGAUGUCGGCGACUCGUGCAUUGAAAUGGCGAUCCCAACCGUUCUUUCGUGGAACAUUCUGUAUUACAUACUCAAGUAUGAAGAAGACAAGAUACAGUCUUUGGCAGCUCGCUCUGACAACAAGGAUGAGCCUGAAAAAGGGUCAGGGGAAAAGAAUGGUAACGUUGACCUGAGUGCAGUCAUGCCAUCCUCUUUGAUGCUCUUGUUCACGGCACACGAGUACUUGGGAAGACGGUCGUGGUGCACAACAUCAGACGGCGUUUUGCUUUUUUUGUCUAUCGACGUAAUGACAAGGGAACUCGCUGGAAAUCCAGCCACUGCACAUGCAUUCAAGGAAGACCUCACAAAUGGCAUUGAGCAGUGCUUCUACUGUCUCUACGGGCACCCCAGUCGACGAGGGAAGGUGAAGCACCUACAGGAACACAAUUCGAGGCAAGUCAGCUUAAGCUGGGAGCGGACGAAGCAGGUGUUUGAUUUCUUCAAGCCUUCCAUCAUGCCCGAGUUUGAUAGCUACCGUACCAGCACAGUUUCAUCCGAGUUGGAGGUUCUCCUCAAGCGAAUUGUAUCUAUGGUUCCACCAGAGCAAGACCCUGCUGCUAAUCUUGAUGGAGUUGUUGCUUACGUAGAUGGAGGAACUGACAAGCUUCCCAGCCUUCCCAGCAGUGACACCUUCAGUCCAGUGGUACAGCAGGUUUAUUACCUCCUUGGGGACUACUAUUUCAAAAACAAGGAAUUUGGAAAAGCAAUUCGUUAUUAUAUGCUGGAUAUCUGCAUCAACCCCAAUCGGCUAGACUCUUGGGCUGGGAUGGCACUGUCACGGAGUGCGCAGUUGGAGCAGCGUAUCAAUUCCUGCGAGCCAAAGAAUGAAGGGACCAUCUCGAAGAGGUCAAUUUCAUCACUGCGUUGCUUCAAGCAUGCCUUGGAAGUUGAUCCCGCCAAUGCAUCCCUCUGGAUAGAGUAUGGAUCACUAGCGUACAUGCUUCAGUCACACAUAUCUCGACAGCUGAAGCAGAGCAAGCAGUUUGGGCUCGGUGACGAAGCCAUAGAAAGCCUGACCUCAAAGAAGCGGGAGCUUUUGGAGACGGCCAAACACUGCUACGAGUCUGCGAAUCGCUGCGAAGAGGAUGGAACAGGCAAUGACGAGAUGUGGCUGAACCACUAUCUUCUUGGAAAAAUCACCCACAAAAUGGGUCGCCCCCCAAAAGUCUACCUGAAGCAUCUCUGGUUGUCCAUGGAGCACUUGCACGACAUCGGUGCACGGUACCCAAAAAAGAUACAGUACCACAGUCCACCGCCGCUUUCGAUUGAGGCACUUGAAUUGUACUACAAGAUUCAUGCCUUUUGCAUGAAGUACCUGCUAAAGUACGAAGAGAGGUUGGCACCAAAGCACGAGCUGAAGGUAAUCUGGAAGUACAUUCGAAAGGCCGGAACCAGUCCUUUUGCAGACUGCCGGGAGAUGACCGAGGAAACUGCGCCAUCUCGUUCACCUAGUCCAGUUGAGGACGACGAACCUACCAUCCGAAGAAACCCCAAGAAGAGGGGACUGGAGACUGACCACGACUAUUUCCACCACAAGAAGCACAGCAUUGGCAGUCGAGAUAAUCCUAUUUCGGUCGACUCCCCUCCCGAAGGCGACCCUGAAUUGACGAUAGUCAAAGAGAUCCUGGACUGUCUGGUGACUGUUGUGAGCGAGAGGUUGGAGGCCGAGGCCAAGCAGAAGGUACCUGCAGCUGUGGCGCAGCCUAGGCCCGAAUUGAGGCAAGUGCCGCGAGAAUCCAAGGAGAACACUGAACUGGAAGCCCAGAAGGAAUCGUUGCCAGAGGCCAAAUGCAGACAUUCCUUUGGAGACGCCAGUGACAGCUGGCCAAAGCGUGGGCGUAGCUCUAGUGCACCCAGACCCUCCUCAAGCGCAAGGAAAGAAGCAUCCAACGACCAGGAUCCCCUUAGCAUACUUCCAGAACCCGAGAGGAAACAAAGACUGCUCAAAUUCUGCGUGCAUGCCAUGAAAGAGUGCCUGGGUCGCUUUCCGCAGCACUUCAAGAGUCUGCAUUACUUGGCCCGCUUCUACAGCCAAUCCAAGUACGCCUGCAACCUCCAGCUAGCGUAUGACUACCUCAUGGACUCCGGACAGAAUCGAACGGACAUGCCGACGCCGGGCCUUUUCGCAGAGCGUAAGAACACCAACUUCUUCACGGGCAUCUGGCACACUCCCGGCGACGAGAUUGAUCGACCGGGCAGCUUUGCUACCCACAUGUUCCGCUCGAUCGUGCUCCUGAUCGAUAUUCUCGAACGACGGAAGGACAUAGACACGAUGGCCUAUCUGGUGGUUCAGCUGAGCCGAAAGCCGGAGAUUGAGAAGAAGUACCUGCGGGAUGUUGACCGGGAGUACCUGGCGCACAAGGUGUUCAAAACCGCCAUGGGUAUGGCCAGCAGUCGCCUGGACGGGCUCAUGAAUGAGGAGCCUCCGCCCGACGAACACGUGCUGGUGGCCGCCCUCCUCACUGUAUACAAGACCUGGCAGGUUUUCCAGAAGGCAGGCGUCUUUCAGGACGAGGCUGGGGAGGUCCUGGCCGAGUCUUACAAGCUGUUCAAGCUCGGAGAAGUAGAUUCUUCGCCGCCUAUCCUGGACCAAGCCACCAUGUUCUGUGGCCGCUGCAUUCACAAGGAGACUCUUCGGGCCAUGGACUCUGCUCUAAACCAGGACAUGUUUGGUCAGGAGCCUGGGAGGCCUUCCAUAGAUUUUUACUCUCCUGGACCUCUUUGAAGUUUUGUUCUGCGUGCACAAGUUGAGGUGGAAAUAAUAUUUAAAAAAUGCCACGCCCCUUUUCUUUUUUUUUUUGAAAGAGGCAUACAGUUGGAUUUUGGUAAAUAAAUGUGUCGACUGCUA
Ixodes scapularis (black-legged tick) is the source of this 5614-nucleotide messenger RNA. RefSeq names its product calcineurin-binding protein cabin-1. Gene Ontology annotation, biological process: chromatin organization. The transcript has a single exon. Bases 194 to 5491 code for a protein of 1765 amino acids. The record is from RefSeq and is a predicted model, not a curated record. Gene Ontology annotation, molecular function: nucleosome binding; protein binding. Lineage: Eukaryota; Metazoa; Arthropoda; Arachnida; Ixodida; Ixodidae. Gene Ontology annotation, cellular component: nucleus.